CAACAGACAAGAUAGGUUAUGUUUUGAAUCUCGUGAUGUAAUAUCUUUAUAAAAGCAAUACAACGUAAAUAUUAGUAUAUGAUAUUUACAUAAACCCCUCGUAAAAAAUCCAUUAUAAUAAUAAAAUUGAAACCUAUCUUCUCGAGCUUCUGUAAUUGACAUUGUGUAUAAUGCAGCUGUAAAAUGUCUUAAGUGCAGAUUAAAAAAAUCGUUUAGUUUGAAACUUUAGUGAUUAGUGUGUUUGUGGAUGUCAACAUUUGUGUUUUAGUUAUUUAGUUAAUUUUCGGGUAAUGUUAAGUUUCACGAAUUAUGGAAUUUGAUUCCCUAAGCGUAUGUUCAGAUGAAGGUGUUGAAUUAACAAUUUCAGAACAUGGGGCGCUUUAUCCAGGAGAUUAUCCUUAUAAGGAGGAGAAUGAACCUCCGUUUCUGGAAGCCAAAACUGUUUAUAUUUUGUUGCCAAAAAAUGUGUCCAUUUCGAGAGCUAAAAGACUUCAGUGGUUACUGGACCACCUUAACAUUGUUAUAAGCAUACCUAGUCUUCAAAAAGUGACUGAAACAAUAGAACUUGAAGUAAUAUCGGCUGUACCCAGGGAACAAACUCUAGUAAAAUGCAACCGGUUUUUAAUAACCACAGAUACGGAGUUGAAAUUCGUAGCUCACUCCUACAGAUUCGUUUAUUGUCUGGACAUGAGUCCCUCUCAAUCGAACGUCGACAUCCAGAGGGGCGAAGUGCUUUUCGACGAAAUCCUAGUUUGCUUCAAAUCAAGCCUGGAGGCCCUUACCAGACAAUUCACCAUACCGGGGAACUCCCUGGUCUUCCAGCCCGCCAUACAUUUAACCGUCAUGGUUAACACGCCGUUUUUCAUGAGUCCCGCUCAACAAGUCUUAGUUAAGGGUGUACAGAUUUCCAGCAGCAAUCUUAACUACAUUAUCAGUUAUAUUGAAAAACAAUUUCACUUGUUGGAAGGCAAAAUUGCAGAUGUUUCCGUGGUUGCGCAUGAGCAAUUGGAUAUACAGAGGACGCAAAAUGAGGGUAUGGUGGGGCAACUAUUCGAUCUGCCCGAUUCCGAAAAAUUUGUUUUGAAAAUACCUAUGGUAACAGCUGAUGCAAAUUUUGUUAAUAUGUUACGAUACUCCAUGUUGGCUAUAACCUUAUUACCUGAUAUAAGCAUAAGUCAUAUUCUAGUCAUUACUGAUGGCAUUGUAGCAAUGCCAGAUUUUAACAUAAUGGAGUCGCUACUAUAUCAGCUGCAUUACGACAGUAUAGCAGUUUCAUUUCUUAAAGUUGGUUCCAGUUUUCAUCCGCAUUCAAGCGCUGGUUACGUACCGUAUGUGGAUUUACUGUAUUUUUUAUCGCACUCAACUUUAGGGAAUUGUUUCGAAACUUUUCCCGACGUUAUACACGAGCCGUCUAUGUCCUUAAACGUCUAUCAGGAGUUGUUUUUGCUCUGGUCGUUUCAUAGCAAAACCAAAAAUAUAUACCCGAAAAUAUCUGGUGGACACAAAUGGACUUCAACAAAUGAGUCUUUCUAUAGCCAUAAACCCCCUAGUUUACUAUUCAAAAAACAGACUGAAGAAAAAAUGAAUACCUCUAUAUUACUCAUGUUAGCUAGAAGACUAAGGGAAGGAUUCACUGUUGAUAAAAUUUACUUGGCAAACGGAGAUUUAGAAGUGAGACUGAGUCUUCAAUGGAAAUCCUUCAUUUACAUGAACUACAAAAUCACCUCUGACUGGCCAAUAACAAAACACAACGUAAAGUUCGAGAUCAACAUUCUAGCCCCCUAUGAGUUCCUUCACGACAUAACCUGUAUGAUUAAAAAAGAGUCGAAAUCAGUGAACAGACUCGCGAUCAUAAAACGAUUUUGGCUGCGGUUAUCACAACUAUCCACUGAGGACGUGAACAUGGCCCAAAACUUAAGUUCCUUCCAAAGUUGCAAUAAGGAUUGGUUUGUCCUGCCUGAGAGUGUGCGCAGUGGAAUACCGGUUUUCACAGCAAACGGCACAGCGUGUUCGGCAGAGGCUACAAAAUUAAGCCUGCAUCUAAGAGACGUCUCGAGUGCUAAAUUCGUGCACGUCUGGCAAACGUUGGCUUCAAUGGAAACCAACGUUUGGAGAAAAUGGUUGCACAUACACAAAAUAUCGCUGAUUUUAAAGCAUGAUAAUCCGCUACCAAAACAUUUGCACUUGCCUAACUCUUCUCAAAGGUAUCAGGUUAUACAGUGCCGACAAGCAACGGCGGCUCUAUAUAAAAUGCUAGCAGAUUGGAGCUCAUUUAUUUUAAUCGAUAACCAUACCUACGUGAAAUUUUUGCACGCAGACAAUGAUAAACCAGCCUGUGGAUUUUGUUUGAUCAGAAUUACGUCCAAAUUCCCAUGUGCUGUGCUCAAUAUAGGCUUCAUAACCGGCACGAAUGGCGAAGCCAGGCAAAGGGUUUGCGAUGAGCUAAAAUCAGAACUAUCCGGUCUAUCCUACCUUACAACCGUUAAACUAAAGGAAAACAUUUGCUGCGUUCUACUGCAAAAACCAAUCGAAAAAAUCCUUAUCAGAUAUGAACGCAUUCCUUCCUCUUUUACAACUGUUAUUUUCCCUGAUGGUACCCAACCUCCAAACUCCACAGUGGUACCCCCAGCACCGGUAAGUGGUUCACUAUUCACCACUUUGUCCAGGUAUUUGUACCACAAACGGUGGAUAUGGGGAGCUUACCACCCGGCCAACCCCAAGCUACCCGAUACGGCUAUAUCCAGAAUUUUAUCCACUCUCACAGGCAUGCGGAUAAAAGAAGGAUUCAGUUUUGCACACUCUUCCUCCGGGAUCAUCACUAUGGUUCUGGAAUUGUGGAUGGACCAAACUUCCAGCUGCGUGGUGCAGUACGUUCUUUUUCCACCGCAUUGCGCAUGGUGUGGAGGUGACGAUUUUUACAGUGGUUCCGAUGAAGAGAACGAUAUGUCAUCCGAGUUGGAUAGCGAAAUGCAACUAGUCACUGAAGUUUGGAUUGAGCCUCAAUACGGAAAAGUCUUGCCAAGCGAUCCUAGAAUUAGUUACAUGGAUAAUAAGCACUAUUAUGAAAUUGCUGAUGUGAUAUGUAGAAUAGAUUUGCAAUGUAUAAAUUCUUUAUUAACUAUGGAGCAUUUAAGUUUGAUGUGCCAAGAUAAGGGUUACCCAAUGCUAACGUUUAACCGAAUGGUGUCAAGUACUAGUCGUAAGAGUAGAAAAAGCAGUAGAAAUAGUUAUUUAGAACCACCAAUUGUACCUGAUAAUGGAUCUCAGUGCUAUCCAAUAGUAUCUCAAAGAAUUGAACACAUUCCAUUUAAAUUUGAUCCGAUCAAUAUUUUGCCGCAUUGCCAGCAAACCGAACUCCUAUUUUCAAUGUUUAUUGAAGGCAAAGAAUCCUCUCUGGGGUCUUCAGCAAACAAAGCCAACGUUUUGCUACUGAACAACAUUUUAGAUCAUUUAAAUAUACUCCACGAUCAAGAGCUGGAUCUUUCCAAAGCCGAGUCCGAUCGGUUCACGCAACAAAUAUUGCUGAGGCAUCAAAAUCAACACCCGAACAACUGUCCGAUAUCGGAGUUCCACUCUCGUAGCAACUUCGACGUGCCAGUUGAGUCGCAGUGGAGAUGCUUUCUCAAAGGCAUAUCUGUCACGCAUGUCAUUCUAACGUUCAUUCCUUCAACAUUGGACGAUUUAAAGAGUUUGGUUUGCCAUGAAACGAGAAACAUUCCUAAUUUGAACGUUGAAGUUGAGUCGGAAAGGGCCUCAUCCAGAACCAGUAAUUUUAGCGAUGUACCAAUAAACGUGCAAAGUUCACUAUGCUUGCCGAUAUAUGUGUUUGACUGUCCGUUAGCUAUGCUUGUUAAAGCUUACAUGAACAACGCGGAUGAUAAAACACCUACGAAUGAGGAUAUAUACGAGGAUCACCGCUUUAAGACUUCCGGGUUUAUACAGGAGGAAUACGUCAAGCUGAAAAGUGAUGAUUCCACGGAUGGCGACAAGGCGGACGAAUACGACAUCGAAAGUCGUAACGUCAGAUCGCAUUGCAAAGCUCUUGUCUUAGCUCACUCAAAGUGUUUCACAAUCUCUCUCUUCGUCGCCUUGCACGGUGGUGUUUAUGUGCACAGCACCGACGUGCAAUCAGCGAUGGACCAAUGCGAGGAAUUCAUACGUGAAAUUGACAUAACCGACUAUAUUUUGACGAUUUGUGGGCACGUCAAACACCAGAAAGACGAGACAAUACCAAUAAAACCCUUGCAUCAGCCAAUGCCUUGCAACGAUCUUUCAUCGCUUCAUUCGUUAAUAAAAGAGAAAUUUUUGAAAAUAGUCGGGGUUGCUUUUAAUCCCAUACCGACAAAUGAGGAAUUUUAUUAUUAUCAAAACCUGGUCAGCAAUAAGGUUGAAGAUAAUAAUGUAGACAGCGAUGAUGAGAUAUCCACUAAUUUAUCAGAAUUAGUGGAGUUCAAGUCAGAGAAAGAUUACAGUAGCUUUUACUCCGAAGAUCAACCCUCAAUGGACGUAGGGGAUGAAAAUACAGAGGAAGCAGUCAGCCCUUUAUUCCUACAUCUAAUUUGCACAUUAAAAUAUAAUAACGGCGGAGUAUCUAAUACGUCUGUUAGAGUUAUACCUACUUGUUUGGGGGAGCUUAUACAACAUCUAGAUGAUGGGGUGGAAUGUCUGGAUAGAAGUAAAAUAAGAGUUACUUUGGAUAUUUUAUGCUUGACUUUACCCAGCGAAGUACAGAAUAUUAUCGAAAAUUAUUCCACAUCCGGUCUAAGAACAACCUCAUUUUGCAGCGAUGUUUUCCAACCAAGCGUAGAUAGUUCAAUAUCUGAAGCAAGCGAUUCUUCUGAUAUACCCGUUGUUAAUCUUUCAGAAGCGCAAAAAAACACCGUGAUAUCGUUGAAGGAGGAAAUAAAGUGGUUGUUGAAGGACGAAAUCGCUACGGCCCUCUUGGAUAUUGAGCCUGUAAAACCCGACACGUUAAACUUUGUCACCUCGCAUGUAACAACUGGAAGCCAAAUGAGAGCAUCCUGCGUAAUGGAUAUAAUUAAAUUGAAUUUUGUGUAUGCUUGCCGACAGAGUUCGGAGAAAUUCGUGGAGGAGUUUUCGAAAAUUAAACUUCCCGAUUGUAAGCUCUGUAAAAUCGAGGAUUUUUACUACUUGGCCAAAGAUAAUAAUGGCGCAAGGGAAAGACGUGAAAGUGGUUGUUUCGUGCAAAACGAUUUUGAGUGUAGCUCGCUUAACGAUUCAUUCCACUUACCUGAUAUGUUUAACACUAGCAAGGAAGAUGCCGAUAAUAAAUCGGUGGAGGAGAACGCCUCGCAAAUCAGCGAUAUCUCCACCAGCAUUAACGGCAGUAUGCUUGGAACCGAAGGUGGAUAUGACGAGGACGACAGCGAGGAUUACGAUAUAUCCGACUUGCUGCAAAGACUGAACAAAAAGAGAAAACACUUGCACAACUUUUGGCUGAUUAUGAAGAUCGAGCAAGAGCUGGUCACGAUUUACUUCCAUUGCAGAUUUUUGGAAAUGCAGACUUUACACGUAGGCGAGUAUUUGGAUAAACAACGCGCUAUCAGUGAUGCUAUUAAAGCGCUAUGCAAAAAAGUCAACCAGCUUGUGUUGUUGCAAAAUUUAUACGAAUCCAAGACGUGCGAUCCUCUACUAGAGCCGGACGAUAGUUGCAGCGAAACGUGUAAUUCCCCUAUAUCGAGAAAUCCUUCAUAUGUUAGACUCAAAAGUAUGGAAGAAUCUGUAGACGACUUGGAAAUAAUGGCGUGUUCAGCUUCACUAUCCGAAGCCUCGCUCAACUUUAAACCGGGUUACUUCAGCUGCCCAGUGGUAUGGGAAACGCGAUUUGUGCUCCACCCCAGAUUAAAAACCGGACCUGGAAAAUCCGGGAUAUCCCGAGGGAUAUUAGCUUUGCGGCACAUACUUGAAAAGUUCUCGGUUUCCAACAGAAACAACAUGUUUGUGUAUCGGGACAACAAAAACAACGUUUUUUAUUUACGGCUCCAUGAGAACGUCCAAUAUCCAAAUAAAAACACUAGUAGAAGUAACGAAUACGACAAUGGGCCUGUAUCGAGAAGCCCUUCAAUGGCAUCUUUACCAUUGGCGCAAAAUAAAAGCAAUCUUACCCAAUCAGAACAGAGCAUUAACUCCAUAAUAUCAAUGGAGAUAAGGCCUAGAGUGAGGUCCUUCGGCGAAAAAGAAAGCAAAGAUGGACCAAAUGAGGACACGCUAAUACUUAAAGUGCAUGGAAUAACGGAAGCCGGUGAUGAUGUGCAAUUUGAACUAGUACAGGUUUUGCAAAACAAACUUGACAAUGCUGUGCUAGAAUUUUUGUCUAUUAUGUUGGCCAGAAACGCCAUGUGCCCCUUAACGCCCGAAGAUGUUCAGUUUAUACAGAAACCCUUCAGGCCACCGGAAGAAAUCAUCAGAUUUACAAUUCAAGAAUAUAUUUCCAAUCAGUACUUGGACCCCUUCGUUUAUUACUUAAAACAAAAUUUGCUGCAAUUUUUGAAUAACCCAAAAUAUACGGACAAUAGAUCGCAUUUUAAAGAUUAUUCUGAACAUGAUUCAAAUAAAAAUAGGGAUGAUAGCAUCUUUAUAUACAAUCAAAGUCAAAAUCCUUCCUCUGGUAACCGGGGUAUAGCAUGUAUAGCACUAGCAGUGAUAUCAAAUAUAACAGUCAGUAAAAAUAUUGAUAUUGAAGAUAAAUUUAAAGAUAAUUUUUCGAAGAAAAUAUACGAGCCUCUUGUCACCACAUCAAGGCUUAAUGUUAAUGAUAAAGUACCAAACUCCUAUAUAGAGUUCCGUCUAUGGAAGCAAGGCAGAGUGAACAUAGAUAAUCUAUCCCUAAAACUUAAUGAAGCUGUAUCCCAGGCUACAUGGGACAUUGUGACUGAAUACUAUUUAUUAAAAAACCCACUAUGUGAGAUGCCCAAUGAACAUAUAAUAGUAAAAAAUCAACCUAUAGACAUUGACACUGCCGGUUUUGACUUAACCAAAGAAAUCGAAUUUGUAUGUGUUCUCGACUCAAACAUGGAUGCAUAUCAUAGUAAUAAUAAGUUGGAGAAUAGCAAAAGCGAAAAACGCAAGAUUGAUAAACCGUAUCUUCCUAGAAAACGUAGCAAAAAAAUGAGUCAUGAAAAGGAAAAUAACAACGAAAAGUUGGUUAAUGAAAUAGAAAUGUCCUUUUUGGAAACAGGCGAUAAAGGUGUAUUAAGCAAUAUAUACUCUAGCUUUUUACCAUCGUGGCUUGAAUUCGGGUUCUCUCUUAACGUGCCAUCUGUAAAGCGGCUACAAUUCAACCUAAGCAGCCGCCAUCUUCCCAACGUAACAAUAAAAGAAAUUAUCAACAUGCUACAAGACUCGCCAAAAGCGUUUUGCGCAACACCAAGAAAUAAUUUAAAUGGCAAAGAAGAAAUAUACGCGCCUGUGCUUUUUAACAAUUACGUGCAAAAGUACGUGAUUGUAUCCAGGAAUUUUAAUCAGUGGACCGCAUCGUUGAAUACCGAGAAAAUCGGCGACUUUCCGGAGGUUUUGAGGCCGCAGUCCUUAAAGCAUACCCAGAAAUUUGUACCUGAUGUUAUAAACAACAUUUUAAUACCUAGACAGAAGAUUUUGUGGCUGCUCGUUGAGAGUGAUAGUAUCGUAAUUUUUACGUAUAAUUGGGCCAGAGAUAACGUCGAGAAACUAAAUAGUAACUGCAACAAUUUAACUUUAUGGUUAAGCGUAAGAUCGUGUUUUCUGAAUUCUAUAACAUCGCAGAAGUUGGGGUUAUUCCACAAUCAACCAUUAACGAGGAAAUGCUUUAUGAUGGUUGGGAAUCCGUACGCGGCCUAUAUAAGCGACAUGGACUAUAUGAGUAAGUACCCAAGGGACCACAAGAAAAAACGCAUACCCUCCACAUACAACCUUCACAUUAUUGUGGAGGCUUUCCGCGAUUCCUUUAGGAUAUCGAAAUUCGCUUCAAACGAUCCCGUGGUCAUGCUGACAUCCGAGAUGUGCGAAAUGAAGGCGAUCGAAAAGCGUCAAAGAGAAGAAAUGAAGAAAUUACACAACAUGUACCAGUCGAGAACCAGCACGACGACGGUGUCGCAGAUAUUUUUGCUGAUGCAAAAUUCCCGGAUUAUUCACUACUGCCACACGCCUUUGCUAUUUUUGCCUAGAUGGCGCCUCAAAUCGGCGGCGACUAGGGAUCACUCGCUCUACCCUUCACAAGCCAUUCAAAUAGCGGAUAAAUUGUCCGAUGAGGAUAAGGAAUCUUGGCACACGGAACUUUGCUAUGCUUUUUUUACUGAUUACCGGCAAUAUCUGCAGACCCUUGGUUUUAUGCCUUUGCAAAUCGACAGUCCUCAUAAAAACACAGGAUUGUGGAUCAAGGAUAAGUCUUCCUAUAACUCGGUUUUCUUUAUACAAAAAACUAUACUCGGUGGGAUAUUACUUUUUACUGUGGAAAUUAGUGAGCCGUUUUUUAUCACUAAACUACAUGUAAUUGAGUGUAAUAGGUUGCAGAAUAUUAGCUCUAGAGCCUCCAUUAAUAGGUUUACGCUAAGUUUUCUUGAUGAAUGCGAUAGAGUUAAAAUAUUGAUGCACUUACAUUCCUUUGCCUACGACUAUCACUUACGUUGCAUAUAUAAUUAUAUAUCGGCUGCCUCCGCUCCAAAUCGUCUAUCGAAUUUAUACAACGUUCAUCAAUUUUUGGAUGACUUCAUGAAAUACUACAAUAAAACGCCGAAUUUUGCCAGAAAUUUGGUAUACGCGGAUACUUUAACCAUAAAAAAUUUGGUGACAGAGGGGAAGCAAUUGUAUGAUUAUUUAUUAUCAAAUAUAGCCCAAUACAAUUUCAAAGUGUUUGAGAUGGAGGCCAACGAAGAUAUGGAGUGUAUUUUGGUGCAAGUUACUAGCACACCACAGGUAUCAUAUAAGGACUCGCAAGAUAGGCACCAUACAGACGAUUUCGAUAUAACCCUUGUUAUUUAUAAUCUUUGCACGCCCUAUUCACCGAAAGACAAUGUUUUACAUCUUAAAUAUUACUUAAUACUGACUUCCAAACGUGAAAUAUACCCGAAAUCUGAAGUGGAGCAUAAGUUGGGUAAAUUUAGGACAGUCUCAUCAACAGCUAGAAGUUUAUCUGCUUUGGAAAGAAAUGAUUUGGAGGAAAGUACAACAAAAACUAUAGAAAGUUCUGAAAUUGAUUGCGACAGUUCGGAUGAAGACAAAAUGUUAACAUCUGAAAAUGACAGUAACAACCGAAUUGAGUCUUCCAUAAGCCAACAAUCCAUGGUACCCUACGUUGAAAUAUCCCAGGAAUCGGUCAACUAUCUGGGAUACUAUUCAUCCCACGAACAACUCAUGCACCAAUUGAUCCUUGAUAAAGCCAACACAACCCAAAAACACGUUAAGGAUAUGGUGGCCAAAGGCAUGGUGCAUUGCAGAACAUUUCUCCUGUGGAACCGACUGAUAUCUCCUCAUGAUACCCAUUCAUUAAACUACGAGGAGUUUAUCGAACUAAAGAACUUGGCCAAGUUGGAUCACCUAUGUGAUUUACACCCGAAUUUAGGACCGCUACUUAAUCAGCCUUUGGUCUGGUAUCAAGGGUUAGCUAAGCUACUGUUGGUUAAAUACAAUGAGCAACACAGAACGUUUAUUUCCGCUGAUGGGAACAUACAGCAUUAUGUAAUACUACAUCCGAAUUACUUUGGGGCUUUCAUGCUCCUAUCCAUCGAUCUUCACACCUUCAGAGGAGAGUUAUAUGCUGUAUACAGGGAGCCUCAUAAGCAAGAAGACGCAGAAUUGUGUUUAGCAUAUCAGAAGAACCUUUUAGAUGGUUUCGUUAAUUGUAUCAGUUUUUAUUUAUGGUCAGGAAUGAUUUCCAAUUAAAUUAAUAUAUUUUUAUCAUAUGUUAUGUUUGCAAUUUAUUUUUUUAAUAAAAAGCGUGGUAUCACCAAUUUGUUCAAUAAUUUUUGUGAUUUUAUCUACGCCAACUAUUUUAGAAAAAAUAUAUAAAUGAAGCUCAGUAUACUGUGAUAAUAUUUGUACAAAAGAUUUACACUGUGCCUGAAGUUUAUUUUUUAUCAGAAAAAGAAGUAUACUGCAAUACUCUACUAUAUUUACAAGUGCCAUUUAACAUUGCAUAAUAAAC
Brassicogethes aeneus is the source of this 10138-nucleotide messenger RNA. NCBI's taxonomy places the organism in Eukaryota, Metazoa, Arthropoda, Insecta, Coleoptera, Nitidulidae. The record is from the annotation of a GenBank genome assembly.